UAAUGGAUGUUUGUUGAGGCACUUAUCAGCUCAAUGUCGAGAACAAAGCCGGCUGUGUUGGAGUACAGAGAAAAGCAGGGACACGAUUAUAGCUGUUUACUGAAGCAGGGCUCGCUGCUGAUCGGUAAUAAGUUCCCCUGUGGGUGGCCGAUACGGUUAAAACACCGUAUCGCCGUAUCGAGUCAAGAUAUUUAUAGACACGUUUACUAUUGGAUUGCGAGUCAAUAUGAUUGUUUGGCACAGAAAACAAAACGCAUCAGUCGAGACAGGUUCUUAAAAACUGAUAUAGAAUCUGGGGUUUCAGUCAGGAGUUACAGGACUUGCAGCGAGACCCUCCUUCACAAUGUUCAGCGGGACCAAUGGGCGAGGAUUGGUGACAGUCCAUUUCAGGGUGGUGUUUUCUUCUUGACUAUACAGUUCCCUACAGACUACCCCUUUAAACCACCUAAGGUUGCCUUCACAACAAAAAUCUACCAUCCUAACAUCAAUAGUAACGGCAGUAUCUGUCUAGACAUCCUGCGCUCACAGUGGAGUCCUGCCCUCACCGUGUCUAAAGUGUUGUUAUCCAUAUGCUCGCUACUGUGUGACCCAAACCCAGACGACCCUUUAGUUCCAGACAUAGCGCACACCUACAAAUCAGACAAAGACAAGUACAACCGACUGGCUAGAGAAUGGACUCAGAAAUAUGCCAUGUAAUUGCCUCUGCCACCCAGGAUGGGCAGGGUUUCAAAUGGUUGCAUGUGGACAAUAGUGCAGAUGGUACUGUAAAGCACCUGAAUCAAAACUGGUUGAGUUUUUUUCGUUUUCUUUACAGAGGAUAUCCUGUAACUGAAGCUGCUUUACGCAGUGAAGCCUUUUGCUUUUAUCUUUAUUUUUUUCUUUUUUGAAAAGAUACAAAGGAUCGCAAGAGUCAUCGUCAACCAGCUAACUGCUUAUAACAGAGUUUGGGAAUUUGGGAAAAGCCAAAACAACAAAAUGCAAGAGGAAAUAUUUUGAAAGUGAUUUCUUUUUCCUGUGUUAUAGAUACACCCUUUUCUUUUAGAUGUUUUAUUGUAUAGUAAUAACAAUCUAUACUGAAACUAUUUUUAUUAUUUUGCAUUAAAAAAAGAAUAAUAAAAAAAACACUGGUGGCUGAUUGUUUUGCAGUAAUCAGGAAAUAUUGCUGUGUAAGGUUGUUAUUUACAGAAUGUGUGAUAUGUUUGUGUUAUAUAGCUUUGAUGGUUUCUUUACACUGGACUAAGCAAACAAAAGCAUUAUUAGCAUUAUUUUAUGGCUACAGGUAAUUUUAAACUGUAUUACAAAUAGGCUUAUUUUUCAUUAAAGUUUAAGAUUGUAAAACAUA
Astyanax mexicanus (Mexican tetra) is the source of this 1342-nucleotide messenger RNA. RefSeq names its product ubiquitin-conjugating enzyme E2D 1a (gene ube2d1a). NCBI's taxonomy places the organism in Eukaryota, Metazoa, Chordata, Actinopteri, Characiformes, Acestrorhamphidae. The record is from RefSeq and is a predicted model, not a curated record. The transcript is spliced from 6 exons. Bases 7 to 696 code for a protein of 229 amino acids. Gene Ontology annotation, biological process: protein polyubiquitination; ubiquitin-dependent protein catabolic process. Gene Ontology annotation, cellular component: nucleus. Gene Ontology annotation, molecular function: ubiquitin conjugating enzyme activity.